AUGCCCAAGAGGGCGAACACACCUCCAAGGGCCAACACGGCUAAGUCGUGCCGAUUCCAUCAAAACCGAGGCCACUCGACAGAAGAAUGCUCAGCGUUAAAGGACAAACUUGAAGACCUCAUCAAGCAAGGUCAUCUCGGAAAAUUUGUGACACCACAAGAUCACCAAACAAGAGGGAGAGAUCAGCGCCCUCGAGAAACACCGCCGACCAGAACCCGAUACCACAGAUCUCGAUCAACCAAGAGGAGAGAUCGCACACGAGGUUCCCGAGAAGACGACAGUCGGCUGAGGAAGAUAAUAAACACAAUAGCCGGAGGCUUCGCUGGGGGAGGUUCCACAUCUUCCGCCCGAAAAAGACAUCUUCGUGCGAUACGAUCGGUAAAUAGUGUGAAUCAGCCGAGAACACCGAGGAUGCCACCAAUCACCUUCUCCGACCGAGAUUUCCGAGGCGUCGAUCCCGUCCAAGAUGACCCCAUGGUGAUUUCCGUGGAAAUGCACAAUUGCAUUGUGAAGAAAACAUUGGUCGAUCAAGGGAGCUCGGCCGACAUCCUAUACUGGAACACAUUUAAGCAACUCGGGAUCCCGGAAGAAAGCCUGGAACCAUACCACGAGCCUUUAGUAGGAUUCUCAGGCGAAAGAGUAAUGACGAGAGGAUGCAUCGACUUGUACACUCGCUUCGGUUUCGACCAAAAGUCCUCAAGAGAGAUUAAAAUCCGGUACAUCGUGGUGCAUGCGAACACAUCGUACAACAUCCUACUAGGCCGACCCUCAAUCAAUGCAUUAGGAGCAAUUGUCUCAACCCCUCACUUAUGCAUGAAAUUCCCGUCGAGAGAGGGACAGGUAAUCACUGUGCAUGCCGACCAGAAAAUGGAAAGGGAGUGCUACCUCUCUAGCUUGAGGGUGCAGCCCAUCUCCGACCCCUCGACGAUGACAAAAGGUGUGAACGCGGUCAAACAAGAGAUAACCGACAGCAUCGACCUCGACCCUCGGUUGGGGGAAGAAGAACGGAUCGAAGCCGCCGAAGACCUAGUCCCAUUUCAGCUUGGUUGA
Messenger RNA from Cajanus cajan (pigeon pea), 1050 nucleotides. RefSeq lists its product as uncharacterized. The record is from RefSeq and is a predicted model, not a curated record. Lineage: Eukaryota; Viridiplantae; Streptophyta; Magnoliopsida; Fabales; Fabaceae.